Messenger RNA from Priceomyces carsonii, 5781 nucleotides. Its product is annotated as putative RNA helicase. Lineage: Eukaryota; Fungi; Ascomycota; Pichiomycetes; Serinales; Debaryomycetaceae. Bases 1 to 5781 code for a protein of 1926 amino acids. Gene Ontology annotation, molecular function: ATP binding; nucleic acid binding; ATP hydrolysis activity. The record is from RefSeq and is a predicted model, not a curated record. The transcript has a single exon.
AUGUAUGCUGCUUCUUCAACAAAGUCCUAUAUGGAGGCGAUGGGGCCCCUAAUAGAGAUAGUAAAGUCCUUACCCGUAUCGAAACGAGAGAAAGUACCUUCUGUUGAUACUGAAACUCCAUCAAAUAUAGCACUAGAUAAGAUGCUAGAGAAUUUUGAAGUAUCUACAGAAAUUUUGGAUACGUUAACCUCAAAACAUGAUAUAUUAGCAGAAGUGAAGAAAGAUUGUAAGCGUGUUAGCCUUGCAAGAGAUGAUAAAGAAGUUGAAAUUUGGGAAUUGAUAAGGAGCAUCUUGACUUCUGUAAACAGCCACGAAGAAUUACAAUCGGAAUUGUUUAACGUAUUAGGGUUUGAAGAAUUUGAUUUAAUAUCAAAGCUUCUACAGAAUAAAGUGGCUAUAUUAGAAGCUUUAAAAUCAGAUGAGCUGCAAGACUUAAAAUUGUUGAACGCCGAAGAAAGAGCUCAGCUAUUAAUAGAUAAUCAAGAAAGAUCCAAGAGGCAGCCAUUGGGCCCAAAACUUUCUCAUCGUAAGUAUCCCCAUGUUUUUAAAAACCCAGAUGUAGGAGGCAUGCUAUCUAUUACAGGAAAGCGAUUUUCAUUGCCAGAAGGUACUCAAAGACGAAGUGAACCAAAUUAUGAGGAGAUAAUUAUACCGAAACCUUCCAUAAAAGCCAAUAAAUGGAUUUCUGAGGAAGAUCUCAUUCUAAUAAAGGAAUUGGAUUUAAUAUGUCGUCGAACUUUCAAUAACUAUAAGACAUUUAAUAAAAUGCAAAGUCUAGUAUAUCCAGUUGCGUAUAAAACUAAUGAAAAUAUGCUUAUAUGUGCUCCAACUGGGGCAGGAAAGACUGACAUUGCUCUAUUAACGAUAUUGCAUACCAUCAACCAAUUUUCAACGCAAAGUGAAAUUGAAACCGGUGACGUGUCCCUAGAUAUAGAUUAUGAUGAGUUUAAAAUUGUGUAUGUUGCACCCUUGAAGGCAUUAGCAGCAGAAAUAGUCGAAAAAUAUAACCGCAAGCUUCUGUGGAUGGGGAUAUCUGUCAGAGAGCUAACAGGUGAUAUGCAAUUGACGAGACUGGAGAUUAUGUCGACUCAAGUAAUCGUUACAACACCAGAAAAAUGGGAUGUUGUAACAAGAAAACUGAGUGGAGACAGCGAUUUGGUGACGAAGGUGAAACUAUUGAUCAUCGAUGAAGUUCAUUUAUUACACGAAGAACGUGGUUCAGUUAUCGAGACCUUAGUGGCUCGUACUUUACGGCAAGUUGAAAGUACCCAGCUGAUGAUCCGAGUAGUUGGCCUUUCAGCUACAUUACCAAAUUUUAUGGAUGUUUCUGAUUUCUUAGGAGUAAACAGAUCAUCUGGUAUGUUUUAUUUCGACCAGUCCUUUAGACCUGUGCCUUUGGAGCAGCAACUAGUUGGAGUGAGAGGAAAAGCCGGGUCGAAGCUAGCACAAAAGAAUAUCGAUGAAGUAACUUAUCAAAAAUUGAUUGAAUAUGUCGAAACGGGACUUCAAGUCAUGGUAUUUGUGAAUUCUCGAAAGGACACUGUGAAAUCUCUGCGUACUUUUAUCUCUAUGGCAAGAGAGAAUAAUGAUUCUAAAUUAUUCGACACGUCUGAGACCUGUGACGUUUAUUCGAAAUAUUCCAGAGAAAUGGCUAGUAAGAACAGAAACAAGGAUAUGAAAGAAUUAUUUCAAUUUGGUUUUGGAACUCAUCAUGCUGGUAUGUCUAGAUCGGAUCGUAAUUUAACUGAAAAAAUGUUCUUAGAUGGUGCUAUAAAAGUCUUAUGCUGCACUGCAACUUUAGCUUGGGGAGUUAAUCUACCUGCAGCAGUUGUUAUUGUCAAAGGAACUCAAGUUUAUGACGCUAAGCAAGGUGGGUUUGUUGACUUGGGAAUAUCAGAUGUCAUCCAAAUUUUUGGUAGAGCUGGAAGACCGCAAUUUGAACAGUCAGGAACAGGUAUCCUUUGCACUACAAGUGAUCGCCUUGAUAAUUACGUUUCAUUGAUUACGCAACAGCAUCCUAUUGAAUCAAAGUUGGGUGAGAAAUUAAUUGAUAAUUUGAACGCUGAAAUAGCUUUAGGUAGCGUAACAAACCUUGAAGAAGGUAUUCAGUGGCUCGGGUAUACUUAUAUGAUUGUUAGAAUGCGCCAAAACCCGCUAGGUUAUGGCAUUGAAUGGAAAAGAUUUCAAGAUGAUCCCAUUUUGUAUGGAAAACGUCGGUCGAUGAUAAUAGCUGCGGCUAGAAAACUUCAUCAGACUCAGAUGAUCAUUUUCGACGAAAACUCUGGAGCCUUUACCUCAAAGGACCUAGGUAGGAUUGCGUCUGAAUUCUAUUUAUUAAAUAAUUCUGUGGAGAUAUUCAAUCAAAUGCUUAACCCUAGAGCCACCGAAGCUGAUGUCCUUUCAAUGAUAAGUAUGAGCAGCGAGUUUGAUGGAAUUAAGUUUAGGCAAGAGGAGGCUGAAGAAUUGAAGAAGCUUUUAGAAACAUCAACUCGUUGUCAAGUGGCUGGUGAUGUCGACUCAACACAAGGAAAAACUAACAUUUUAUUACAAGCAUUCAUUUCCCAAGCUCUGAUAAAGGACUCCGCAUUGGGCGCCGAUUCUAAUUAUGUUGCUCAGAAUGCAGCAAGAAUAUGUCGAGCUUUAUUUUUAAUUGGUAUCAACAGGAAAUGGGGAAUUUUUCUGAGAAUAUUGCUCGGUGUCUGUAAAUCGAUAGAUAAGAGGCUCUGGGUUUUUGAUCAUCCCAUGUCACAAUUUGAAUUACCGGAGCACAUCUUAAAGGUCUUCAAGGAGAAAAAUCCAACAAUUGAAUCUUUAAAGGAUAUGACUUCCCCUGAACUUGGUGACUUUGUACAUAAUCAAAGAAUGGGUAGAACCUUACAAAACCUAGUGUCAAAGUUUCCAUUAUUAGAAAUUGACUCUGAGGUCUUCCCUAUAACCACUAGGAUUUUACGAAUUCACCUUUCCCUUAUUGCAGACUUUAAAUGGGACGAAAAGUAUCACGGAAAUGCUCAGUUUUUCUGGAUAUUGGUGGAAGAGUCAGACCAUUCCAAUAUUUUGCAUUCGGAGAAGUUCAUUUUGAAUAGGAAAAAAAUGAAAGUGCCGCACGAAAUGGAUUUCAUGAUUCCCUUAUCGGACCCUCUUCCUCCUCAGAUAAUUGUGAGUGCGUUAUCUGAUGGCUGGAUAGGAUCUGAGACAGUUCAUUCGAUUUCUUUCCAACAUUUGAUAAGACCAUCCAAUGAAACAGUUCGUACCAACUUAUUGCGUCUCCAGCCUCUACCAGUCACAGCAUUGCACAACCCAGAAAUUGAGUCUAUUUAUUCUGCUAGGUUUCGUUAUUUUAAUCCUAUGCAGACUAUGACUUUCUUCUCUUUGUACAAUACGAAUUCUGGUGUAUUUGUAGGAUCACCAACUGGCUCAGGGAAAACAGUGGUCGCGGAGCUUGCAAUGUGGCAUGCCUUUAAGGAGUUCCCCGGUUCAAAAGUCGUUUACAUUGCUCCUAUGAAAGCCUUGGUACGAGAAAGAGUUGAAGAUUGGAAGAAGCGUAUAUGCAAUAAUACUAAAUUUAAGUUGGUUGAACUUACUGGUGAUUCAACUCCGGAUGCAAAAGAUGUUAAGCAAGCAGACAUAGUCAUUACAACACCGGAAAAGUUUGAUGGUAUAUCUCGUAAUUGGCAGACCAGGAAGUUUGUUCAGGAAGUUUCUUUGGUUAUUAUGGACGAGAUACAUUUAUUAGCUAGUGAUAGAGGACCAAUUUUGGAGAUGAUCGUUAGUCGUAUGAAUUACAUCUCUUCACAAACUAAAAAAGAAAUUAGGUUAUUGGGAAUGUCGACAGCUGUUUCAAACGCAAUUGAUAUGGCAGGAUGGCUUAACGUAAAAGAAGGACUCUUUAACUUUCCUCAGUCAGUUCGGCCUGUACCGCUACAGAUGUAUAUCGAUGGCUUUCCUGAUAAUUUAGCAUUUUGCCCCUUGAUGAAAACUAUGAAUAAACCUUGUUUCAUGGCUAUUAAGCAACACUCGCCUGAGAAACCAGUUUUGAUAUUUGUUGCUUCUCGACGUCAAACUCGUUUGACAGCUUUGGAUUUGAUCCACUUAUGCGGGUUGGAAGCAGAUCCUAGAAGAUAUCUUCAUAUGGAUGAUUUAGAACUACUGGAUGUGUUGAAUAAAGUCAAAGAUGAAACUUUACGACUCUCUUUACAAUUUGGUAUGGGUCUCCAUCAUGCCGGUCUUGUAGAGUCUGAUCGACAGAUAUCUCAUAAAUUAUUUGAAUCAGGAAAGAUUCAAAUUUUAAUUGCAACUUCAACUUUAGCCUGGGGUGUGAACUUACCGGCACAUUUAGUUAUCAUUAAAGGUACCCAGUUUUUUGAUGCAAAAAUAGAAGCUUACAGGGAUAUGGAUUUGACAGAUAUCUUGCAAAUGAUGGGUAGAGCAGGGCGUCCAGCAUUUGACAACAAUGGAAUUGCCAUCGUAUUGACCAAGGAUUCGAAAAAAACAUUUUACAAGCAUUUCUUAAAUGUCGGCUUUCCUGUUGAAUCAUCUUUGCAUAAAGUUUUAGAUGACCACAUUGGAGCAGAGAUAUCCUCUGGGACUAUUACCACUCGUCAAGAGGCAGUAGAUUUCUUAACGUGGACCUUUUUAUAUAGAAGAGUUCACAAUAAUCCUACUUAUUACAAUGUUGAAGAUACAAGUCCUUUAGGAAUCUCAAGAUUCUUAAGUGGUUUGAUUGACACAACGAUCCAAGAAUUAAUCGAUUCAAAGUGUGUUUUGCUUGGAGGGAAAGGAAAGUUAAUAGCAACGCCUUUUCUUAAUAUAGCGUCCUAUUAUUACCUUUCACACAAGACUAUGAGAAACUUAGAACAAAAGCUUGGGUCUAGUUUAUCUUUCCGUGAUUGUUUAAAAUUAUUAUGUGAGGCAAAAGAAUAUGAUGAAUUAGCCACACGCCAUGGUGAAGAACUUAUCAACAUGGAAUUAUCUGAAGCAAUGAGGUAUCAAGCAAGUGAUUUGGAGUGUGAGUUUAUAUGGGAUCCUCAUGUAAAAGCAUACUUGUUGAUCCAGGCAUUCUUCAGCCGAAUCGAACUACCAAUUGCAGAUUAUGCUCAGGAUACUGUGUCUGUCCUUGAUCAAGCCUUACGUAUUCUACAGGCUUAUAUUGAUGCUGGUGCAGAGUUGGGCUACCUCAAUACCGUACUUACAUUUAUUUCACUCAUGCAUUGUCUCAAGCAGCGGUAUUGGUACGAUGACAAUCCCGUGUUUGCUUUACCUAGCUUGAAAUUACUGAAUUCGAAAACUAAUCUUUCAUUAGAAACUAUUGGAAAAAUGAGCGUAGCAGAUCUUAUUCUGUUGAGUAAGAAGUUGGGUGUAUCUUCUGAUAAUGUGAUAGACAAUUCAGUUCAUGAAAGACAAGCAAAUGGUCAAAGUGCAAUCGAUCUCUUUGUGAAAAUUUCAUCUAGGUUGCCUGUCAGCAACUUGAAUAUUAGUCAAAAACUGAGCGAUAGUCUUUUCAUUGAGCUUACUCAUCUUAAUUAUCCGUUGAAUAAAGACUUCAAAAUGUAUUGUCCUCACUUCCCUAAAAGUCAAAGAGAAUCUUGGUUUAUCAUUGUCAGUGACGAACAGAAGCUGGAAUUACUCUUGUUGAAGAGAGCUUCUCCAAGAUUAAUCGGAAAGAAGGGGAAGGUUCAAUGCACCCUAGAAAUUCCCGAAAAUUUGAAAGGACAAGGGGUUUUCAUCCAGUGUAUAAAUGAUGCCAUGGACUUGAAAUACUCUACAUCUUAUCAAUUACAAUGA